GUUUAAAGGAGAGCUAGCGUGAAAGCUUUUGUCUGCUAGCGUGAUAAACAAAUCACCUGACGUUAGCCGGAUGCUAAGCUAAAAGCAGCAGAUAUUUGUUUUGUUUUGUUUUUUCCAAGCGAGUCUUUCAUUGAUUAAACAUAAUAGGUUGGCUUGGUAGUGAGUUUUCGGUUCAUGGUUAAAUUAAAAGCUUAAGAUGGCCAUACUGCGCGUUUGUUUCAGAUCGUCUAGUUAAGUGAAGUCAUUUAUGAGCUGUUGAUUCAGAGCUCGAGGGGGUUACAGAUAAACAUGAUACUUUAGAUAAGGUUUCCUUUUGUCUAAAGUCACCGAUCAGCGUUGAUGUUGACAGUAACAGAGCUGUUUAAACGGGUCUUGUCAUGGAAAGGAAAGUGAAAGGGUUUAGCUGAUCCGGUUUGUUAGCUGUACAUAGUGUGCACUUGGUAAAGUACAAGGAGACAUGUUUGGUAAGUGAUGGAGGGAAAAGGCCCGUAUCGCAUCUAUGACCCCGGUGGGAGCGAUUGCCAGGUGAAAGACGAGGCCAACAGCCUCAGCUACAGACAGCUGCUAGAAGAAAACACCGUACUGAGAGAGAGAAUGAAAGGACUGAAGAGUUUAGGAGACCUGUUAGAGGAGUCUCAGACAGAGGCGGCGAAGCUUCGGAAGAGGGUGGAAGAGCUGGUGAGGGAUAACGAAGCCUUGAAAUCCUCCACGACCAGCUUCGCUUCCAGCCUGUGUAUGGGCACUCCUGUUCAAACAGACACACAAGGUCGUGGUAAACAUCACACUCAUCCUUCAUCAGAAAGACAAGAAUCUCGAGAUGGUUUAACUGGAAAUACUUUACAACCAGAGGCAACUGAAAGUUCAUCAGAGUUUGAGGUUGUAAAUAUGGAAGAGAAGACCGCUUCGGAAACCCAGACGACCGGAGCGAUGCACCUGCCACAGGAGAACCUCGAGCUGGCGAGUCAACUCCGGCGACUGGAGAGCUCUUUCAGCGUGUUUGCCGAAGAGUCCAAUCCCAACCAACUGCUUGCUCACCUGGGCCGCAUGGCUGUUGAGUUUCACCAUCUCUCAUCCAAGGUCCAAAAGAAUGAACAGAGAACAUCUCUUCUGCAGACACUUUGCGAACAGCUAAGACAAGAGAACAGCGAACUUCGGAAAAAAAUGGAAGAGGACCUUCAGUACCGCAACCGUGACUUAGAACAGCUGAGGCAGGAGAACCUGAAACUGAAAGAGCAGGUGAGCGGAGGAGCACAGAUAGCACCCAAUGAACAACCCAGCCCGAAGGAGGAGCAAGUCAAAGAAGAGGGAGCCAAAACCAAGGUGGAAGUGACCAUGAAUCAGCAGUCUGGUAAAGCCGCUGAAAAAACGCCAUCUAAGACCUUGGAUCCAGAGAUGUACGAGAAGAAGAUCAAGCUUCUGGAGAAACAGAGAAGAGAUGUACUGGAGGUGAACAAACAGUGGGACAUUCAGUGGAAUUCUAUGAAGACACAGUUUGAACAGAAGAUUACUGAUCUCCGGCAGAGGCUCGCCGACUCUCAGAAAGCCGUUCUUGAACUGGAGGCGGAACGCGAGCAGAGACAGAGAGACUAUGACAAAAAACUCCUCCUCGCCAAGUCUAAAAUCGACAACGUUCAGGGUGAGAAGGAAUGCCUUACAUCAGAGACAUGUGAGUUAAAACAAAAGGUGCGUUACCUACAGGACCAGUUACUACCACUUACUAAACAAAGAGAAUAUCAGGAGAAAGAGAUCCAACGACUUAACCGGGCAUUAGAAGAAGCAUUGAAUCUUCAAUCUCCAUCCUCCACCCAGCCAGGCAUGAACCUGGGAGACGGUGUUGCCAACCUGAGACAGCAGGAGCUUCAUACACAGAUAGCUGUCUUAAAGGAGCAGGUGAAGAUCUUUGAAGAAGACUUCAGGAAGGAGAGGAGCGACAGAGAGAGAAUGAACGAAGAGAAAGAAGAUCUGAGGCGGCAAGUGGAAAGAUUACAGGGUCAAAUGACCAAUCUGACCAAUCAGCUUCAUCAAGCACAGAAUGAGUGUCAGAGAGAGCGAGCUGAGAGGUGUAAACUGGAGCGACUGCAGAUGCAACACAAACAGGAGGGGCAGCAGGAAAGGAGAACGUCUGAUCCUACGUCGGGCGCUCCCAACGGCCCCAUGAGUCCUCCGUACUGCGGCCCGUUUGUUCAGGUUGGCCAUCAAGGUCUGGAGGGGUGGCCCAUACACUUUCCUCCCAGGAUGCCUAACAUCAAUACGGCACCCGGCAGGGAUUUCCAGCCUGUUAAUCCUGGUUUUCCCUGGCAGUCAUCAUUCCCACAGCCACGUGGUUCAAGAGGACCGGCGGACCCGGCAAGAGCGCCUCCAGAAACAGCAGAAAUGGGAGCAACUGGAUUUGGGAAAAGGGAGCGUCCGAACAUGGAUCCUGGAAAGCACUAAACAGACACACACACACACACACACACACACACACACACACACACAUAUGCACACGCACAUUCUCUCUCCUGGAAUGGCUCAUGGCUAGUAGCAUGCUGCAGUUUAUUUUCAGUUGGCAUGGUGUGAACUUUAGUUUUUUUCCUCUUGUGUACAUAUCUUCUAUAUCUACCACUGAUACAAAUGUUGUUUAUAUACUUACGUUUUAUAAUCCUGUUUGUGAAACACUGUCCUGGCAAAUUAAGAAUAUAUAUAUAUACAUUUAUUAUUUGAUCUUUUUAUGAUUGUUGAAGAUAAAAUGAUCUGCUUUAUAUUAAUUCUAUGCAGGAACUGAAGUCAAUUAUUUAAUGGAUAAAAUGAUUGAAUGUCAUUUUGACACCGUAUACCUACAGAGUUAAGGGAAAACUGUAUAAUAAUAUACCACUUUAUUGAUGGAAAAUGACCUUAUUAAAUGAAAUGAAAUUGAUUGUAACGUCAUUCCCUGACGCAUCAGUAUUUAUACUUGCGGUGGUGAUAAUAACUUGAUGUCAGUGCACAAUUAGAGAAAAGAUAAAGUCUACAUCUAAAUGAAAGUAACUCUAUAUUAACAAACGUCCAACAGCAGACUGGGACCGAUCUGAUUCGUGAUUUGUUGGUCAAACCCGGUUGAAUGUGUCAUCUGCCCCACCAUUUACUGAAGCCAUAUCCAGUUGAUAAACCUUUUCAUGGAUUUGAUUAUGUUCUGGUUUUACUCUGUUAGACAUUUCGAUGGCUUGUUGAUCUUUUAGUUGCUUGUUAUUGAGUACGAACGGCCCUCAUCGGGUCUUAGUAAAUGAAUGGCAGAAGUUACAUGCUAGAUUUGCUUGAUAUUGUUGAAUAUUCAGUGUUGAAAACCAUUAUUCCCUAUGUGCAAAUAGAAGUGAUAAAUUAUUUAUAAUCUAUUGUUUUGACCGCCGUGUGUGGUCUAUUGUCUUAAGUAAUGUUGUCUUUUGUGUAUUGUUUUGUGUCUCCCUUUACAUAUUGUAGCUACUGGAGGAUUGUAGGAUGUGAGUUUGUGUGUUUGUGCAUACGCGCAAUCAGAAGAAGAAGUGGGCCAGAAUAAAUAAGUUAAUGAUAUCACAUUAAUGCAGCCCACUUUUAUUGGCCUCACUCUUGAUUUUGGCUGAAACGUCGGCGAGAAUCAAGAACGAUUGAAUGAUGUCCAGAUGUUGCACUCAAACACGUCAUAUGUUUGAAACUAGAUGAUCAGGGUAAGAAUGAUGUGUUUUCUGCUUUAUGGUCACAUUCAUCACACGUGUGCAGUGUCUUUUAACUGCAUCGACCCACGCUUUAAACCAAACGCUAAAGGUUUGUAUGCUUGCGAAAUCUUAUCAAUGGCAAGCAAUCGAUCUGCUUUCAAAAGUGGUGAUAUUUGUCAUGUAAAUGUAAAAAUAGUCAGGCAGACAGGCAUUUCUUUUCUGAAUAUGUGGUGGGAUUUAUUCAACAGAAUGAAGUGUUUUCAAGUUGAAAUGUCUGUGAACUGGACUGCACUGGGAGCUUUAUUAACUGGUGCCCAUUAUUUACUGGUUUUGUGCUUUUGGAAUGACUUCUUUUUCCUUCAGUGGGUGAAAGCAUAUCUCCUGUGGAUCUUUUGUAAUUGAUUAGUAUAAUAAAUAUAUUCUGACUGUCUAAACCUUCAAA
Misgurnus anguillicaudatus (oriental weatherfish) is the source of this 4089-nucleotide messenger RNA. The record is from RefSeq and is a predicted model, not a curated record. Lineage: Eukaryota; Metazoa; Chordata; Actinopteri; Cypriniformes; Cobitidae.